AUGGCGGAGCUUCCCAGAUGGAGGCGGAAGGCAGUUGAUGACCUAGAUAAGAUCCCAUCCACUGAGCAGGAGUGGCUUGAAAUGGUCAAAACAUAUAGCUUGGUCAAUGCCAAACUCCAGAACUUGUGCUCCUAUGGUUCUUUCUCUGCGUCAACAGUGCCUAAAGCAGCCUUCCUCACUGUCCGAUGCAUUUGGCCAGAAGUGAUGACUGUUGGGGAUGCGUUACCAUAUAUUCUCAGGACGGGGUCGUACUUCAGUGAAGAACAUGUUGCCCAGGCUACAAAGCUUAUCAAUAGGAAACUUCUCGGACUCGACAAGCUAGACACUCUGUUUGAUGUCAUCUGUUCCCAAACAAAGACACAUCGUGAAUGGUUAUGCACGCUUGCAGAUGGACUAGGCCCAUUCUCAAUGCUUGUUAGUUUAAAAAGGCAAAUUCUAGACAAAGGACUGCAUACUGCUCCAAGAGAAGAGCCUCUCCCUAUAACUUACGCGCCAAGAAAAAAGGGGCAUUGCAACGCUUCUCAAAGUUCAUCAGGCCAAAUGCCUGAUUCUCCGAACCCCAGGCACCCUAAGCGCUUGCGCCUAGGAGAUUUUGAUGCCAUCGAUGACCAUCCGGCUCCAAGCGAGCCUUCUACUCCGCCUAACAUUGAACUAACAGAGGAAACCUUAGACGAAAUUCCAGAUGACAUCCCGGACCCACGGACUCCUACUGAGACUCUGGUGGUCGAUUUUAUGGUCAAUCUUCUUGGGGGUUUAGCAUGCCUCUUACAGCCCCUUGCUUACCAGACUGUUUGCGUGGCUAAUGCCUUUGAGACAACCUAUCAAUUUGGCCCCCUUCCGAAUGACGGGAGCAUCCCCUUCAGCCUGCCUCCGGACAAAAAUCUUCCUGAAAUGGUGAUAUUCGAAGCCAAGCGUGCCCAUUGUGGAACUGGCCAAGGCGUUACUGUUGUGGGGCAGCAGUCAAUGGAGCAUGUUGCAUAUAUCUGGAAACGACACAAAAAUGAUCAAUUGCCGAGGAACCCCAGAACUUACCAUACUUUCAUGAUUGCACAAGAUUUCCUGUCCUUCUACAUCAGCAUUGGGACUUAUGACAAAGAGUACCUUGACUACAUUUUUAGCCCUGGCGAUGUACCUGUUGUUGCUCAAAGGGGAAAAAAUCACUUUCUUCGAAUUCAGGAGUUUGGGCCGUUCCAAGUUGAUGAGAGAUGA
Messenger RNA from Paracoccidioides brasiliensis Pb18, 1209 nucleotides. RefSeq lists its product as uncharacterized. The transcript has 4 exons. The record is from RefSeq and is a predicted model, not a curated record. The coding region runs from base 1 to 1209 and encodes 402 amino acids.